AUGCACCUCGGCGGAGAGCGGUAUCAGUUCAUUGCUGUGGGAACAGGCGCUAUCAAUCACGGCGUGCCCUUUGGGAGACUGGUCAUCCUCACUCUGCACCAAGGCGAAAAUAAUACUGUUGCUGUGAGAAGGAGAUACCACAUGAUCUGCGAUGACACGGUAUACUCGGUGGCGCCGUAUGGAACUAGUUCUUUGGUUUGCUGUACCGGGAAUAUGCUGUGCUUUAAGGAUUUUAAUGCGAAGACGAAGAAGCUGGAGAUAGUAGCACAGGUGAAGCUUCGAAGCCCAGCAGUACAGAUUUCGGUCUCUGAACCGUUGAUCUGUGUUUCCUGUGCGAUGGACUCGGUUCUGGUGAUCAAGUAUGAGAAUGGAAGGUUAUUCGAAUGCUUCAGCGACGAGAUUGCCAGGAACGGCUUCUACAUCACCAAGCUUUUGGAGGACCUACUCAUAGCUACAGACAAGCAGUACGGCGUCGUGGGCCUGUGGCGGCCCCCCAUAGACAACCGCGCGCUGCAAUCCCUCAAAACCAUCUUCGAAGCCGAGCUCGACUCCAGCGUCUCGCGCAUCCGCCGCGGGAUCUGCCGUCCGCCAUGGGUUCCGCACGACCGGCACCUCCCCGGCAUCGUCGGCGGCGGCUCCAACCUGAUCGCCGCAGGCGUCGACGGCUCCUUCUUCCAGCUGACAGUAAUCGACGAGUCCGCGCUGCGGCUCCUGCAGCUGCUACAGGACCUGUACCGGCCCCGCCACCAGGCAGAGGAGGCAUACAUGAUGGUCGCCGAGGACAUGACCGGGCUCGCGGAAUGGGAGCGCGAUCCGACAAAGGCGCACAUCAACGGCGACGCACUCGCGCCAAUCGUGGAGCUCGGCGCGCCGUGGUUAAGGGAGGCCGUCGCGAGAGCGGAGAAUACGCUCGCGGAUGGGUUUGUGGCCCUCGCGAGGAGGACCGUCAACCCGAAGAGGACGGAGGACGUCUUUGAGGCUGUCAUCAACUGGGUCGAUGGGUUGCUGAAUGAUGCCGUUUUGUGA
This is a messenger RNA of Tricharina praecox, 1026 nucleotides long. RefSeq lists its product as uncharacterized. The record is from RefSeq and is a predicted model, not a curated record. Lineage: Eukaryota; Fungi; Ascomycota; Pezizomycetes; Pezizales; Pyronemataceae. Gene Ontology annotation, molecular function: protein binding; nucleic acid binding. Gene Ontology annotation, cellular component: nucleus. The transcript is spliced from 5 exons. Bases 1 to 1026 code for a protein of 341 amino acids.